Amblyraja radiata (thorny skate) is the source of this 2676-nucleotide messenger RNA. RefSeq names its product zinc finger protein 271-like. Gene Ontology annotation, biological process: regulation of transcription by RNA polymerase II. The record is from RefSeq and is a predicted model, not a curated record. The transcript is spliced from 3 exons. Lineage: Eukaryota; Metazoa; Chordata; Chondrichthyes; Rajiformes; Rajidae. Gene Ontology annotation, molecular function: DNA-binding transcription factor activity, RNA polymerase II-specific; RNA polymerase II transcription regulatory region sequence-specific DNA binding. The annotation marks the transcript as partial. Gene Ontology annotation, cellular component: nucleus.
AUGGAAGAUUAUUUUAGUUCACUGAUAGGGGAAGCGACUAGGGUCCGCUUGAUAGGAACAGUGUCAGGCGAACCUGGCACUGCCUUGAUCGUGCAAGUGGAGGAAGGGUUGUGGAAACAGAAUGCUUUUCUAGUGGCACCUCAUGUAACCACCUCAGUGAGGGCAGAUCACUCAGCCAAAGAGCUGGGGUACCUCACCUACGAGUUAUGCAACCAAGCAAGUAACAUACUGGGUGAGCAAUAUUUUUCUCAGGGAACGUUGGAAUAUUGGCAAGAGAACCAGAUCAUUGAAGGAGUUAUCAGCCGCCAUCAGCCAACAGCAAACGACAUGGACAAACAUCAGAUUUGGGCGACAUCACCGCAUGAGGUAGGACUGACAUAUUGUGUACCUGUAAUGAUCACGCUCAAGCCGGAUGUCCGCCUCCCUGCAGUUCCCCAAUAUCCUUUAAAACCAGAAGCAGUGGCAGGAAUACAACAGCUGGUGCAGUCUCUUUUACACCAGGGUAUAUUGGUGCAGUGUCACUCACCAUGUAACACCCCGAUCUUCCCGGUACCCAAGCCUGGACGCUCAGAGUGGAGGCUAGUACAAGACCUCCGUGCAAUUAAUGAGAUCGUUACGCCUAUGCACGCCAUCGUACCGAACCCCGCAACUAUCCUGAGCCAGGUUCCCGCCUCUGCGACAAUCUUCACAGUUAUUGACCUACAACAUGCAUUCUUUUCAGUCCCACUGCAUCCCGAUUGCCAAUACCUUUUCGCCUUUACAUACGAAGGACAACAAUAUACAUGGACACGCCUGCCACAAGGUUUUGUACAUUCGCCCACUCUGUUUUCCCAAGUACUAGCAGACCAGUUAAAAACAUUAACCCUCCCACAAGGCUCCAUUGUAAUUCAGUAUGUUGAUGAUUUACUUCUGGCCAGCUCUGAUGAGGCCUGCAACAUUAUUGACACUGCAAAGUUAUUAGAAGCCUUACAUGCUUGGGGGUAUGUGAUCCCUGAGAGGAAAGUUAAAGAGGGCAAGAAGGAGGUUAAAUUUCUUGGAAUUAUGAUUAGUGCCACUGAAAGAGCACUUACUCCAGCAAGAGUGGACCCUAUUGUUCGAUACCCAAAACCAGAAACCCCCAAACAGAUGAGAGCCUUCUUGGGGUUAGUGAACUUUUGCCCCAUCUCCAUUGAAGCCCAGGGAGAGGCGGCGGCCAUCUUUGAUCAGGGCACUUCUUCCAUUGAAGGCAAUGAGAAGGGAGGGGCCGGGCCCGGUGACGUUCUACCCCUCCGCGCGAUGACGUCCGGCCCCAUACGCGGUGACGUUGAGAAGCGUUAUGAGUGUGACGUGUGUGGCAAGGCCUGCCGGAGCCCGAGCGAGCUGGAGGCCCACCGGCGGGUGCACACGGGAGAACGGCCCUUCGACUGCUCGGACUGCGGCAAGAGUUUCACGACAGCGAAUGUCCUGGAGACCCACCGGAGGUUGCACACGGGCGAGAAGCCCUAUGGCUGCUCCACAUGUGGCAAGAACUUUGCCUUGUUGUCUAGGCUACGGCAGCACCGGCAGUUGCACACGGGCGAGAAGCCCCAUGUCUGCCCCACCUGCGGCAAGAGCUUUGCCCGAGUGUCGGCGCUGUGGGUGCACCAGCGGGUGCACAGCAGUGAGCGGCCCUUCACCUGCUCCGACUGCGGCAAAGGCUUCAAGUCGUCCAGGGAACUGAAGGUGCACAGGCACGUGCACACCAGCGAGCGCCCCUACACCUGUAGCGACUGCGGCAAGGGCUUCACCCAGUACAGCGGCCUGCAAAAUCACCAGCGCACCCACACCGGCGAGCGCCCCUACACCUGCGCUCAGUGCGGCAAGGGCUUCCCCACCUCCACCAGGCUGCUGAUACACCAGCGCUCCCACGCUGGCGAGCGCCCCUACACCAGCGCCCAGUGCGGCAAGGGUUUCACCCGCUCCUCCAACCUGCUGGUUCACCAGCGCACCCACACCAGCGAGCGCCCCUACACCUGCGCCCAGUGCGGCAAGGGCUUCACCCAGUCCUCCAACCUGCUGGAGCACCAGCGCACCCACACUGGCAAGCGCCCCUACACCUGCGCCCAGUGCGGCAAGGGCUUCACCAACUCUGGCUCCCUGCAGAGGCACAAGCGCACCCACACCGGUGAGCGCCCCUACACCUGCGCCCAGUGCGGCAAGGGCUUCACCAACUCUGGCGCCCUGCUGGUUCACCAGCGCACCCACACCGGCGAGCGCCCCUACACCUGCGCCCAGUGCGGCAAGGGCUUCACCCAGUAUGGCAGCCUGCAGAGGCACCAGCUCACCCACACUGGCGAACGCCCCUUCACCUGCGCCCAGUGUGGAAAGGGCUUCACCCGCUCCGCCACGCUGCUGGUGCACCAGCGCACCCACACCGGCGAACGCCCCUACACCUGCGCCCAGUGUGGCAAGGGCUUCACCCAGUCCUCCAACCUGCUGAAGCACCAGCGCACCCACACCGGCGAGUACACCUGCGCCCUGGGCGGCAAGGGCUUCACCAAGUCCAGCGGCCUGCAGAAGCACCAGCGCACACACACCCGCGAGCGCCCCUUCACCUGUGCCCAGUGCGGCAAGGGCUUCACCCAGUCCUCCAACCUGUAUAGGCACCAACGCACCCACACCGGCGAGCACCCCUACACCUGUGCCCAGUGCGGCAAG